AUGGCGCUCGUUAAUUACGACCGCUCCGACGAUUCUUCGGACUCCGAGGGUGCUUUCCCCGUAUUGCUAAUAAUCUGUUGCUUUAGAAGAAACAAAUCCCGAAGUGUCGAAUCUUUCACAAAAAGUUGUGCCGCCAAACUCAUCGGAACAGUUUAUGGAUUCUGUCGAGGCCGAGUAUAAAAUGCGGAUUCCCAGGAAUGCAAAGCCUCUUUUAAAGCCUUUAAACAUUGAAAGACGAACUUCAAAGUCAGGAAAGGUUUUAAUAACAAUUCCAACACUAGAAGAGGUAUCUGUGAUUUCCAUUGUCUCAGUAUAUUCAGCUAGAUUCUUCGGAUGACAGUGACGACGAAAGCAGCAUGAAACCCCAAAAGACACAGGUAAGCCUCCGAGAAAUUUGCCGGCUUCAAAGUGCAUGUUAUCCCGUUAGUUUUGAGACCAGUCGAGCAAUUGGUUCUGCUGACCUCACCAAUUUCCAAGGUUAACCACCUAGCUAUUACAUUUUUCAGACAUAUCCGGCAAAACAAAAGCAGUCUACCAGCUUGCUGGAUCUUCUCCCACCCACGCGAGCCCUUAUCGUUCGCGAGGGCAGUUCGCCGAUGAUGAUUCCUCAUCAACUGGCUAGGCCAAAGGCACCCGAAGGUCUUGUAAAGCAAUAUGAACAACGUCAGCGGGCUGCCGCUCAACUGAAAUCCGCGAAUCCUACCUUGCCGGAGGAGGAUGAAGAUGAGUUCACCGCAGAUAUCGAUGAUGACGCCGAACAGGGAACCGGAGAAUCAAAGUAUUUCUCCUUCUACGAUGCGAAAAAGGAGGCAGAGCGUUUGACUGCUCUUGGCCAGACAGCGGCAGCAUCAUCAUCUGCCGUCCCAUCCUCAUCUAAUUCUUCUUCCCACCCGGCUACCUCUCAUGUUCCAAGUUCAGCUCCUUCCAAAAUUAGUGUUCCCAGUUCCGCGCCUCCAGGACUUCCAGUUCUUCCAGAAAAACCGUUUGCCGAUGCGGACCUUCCUGAACCGGGACAGGGACCUGCAGAUCAUUCAGCUAAGGAAUCGAGUCAGGUAGAUGAUGUGGAGGAGCCGGAACCCGUCUGGACAGAAGCCUCCUUUAUUCCUGCCCCAGAGGUAGGUUCUGCACGCGUUACAGUUGUUUAGUAUCUGCAACUUCCACAUUCUCGAGAUUCCAGUCAGUCAAACAGCAUUUAAAAUAGAUGGAAACUUUAUUUUUCCCUAUUCUCUUCUCUCAUUCAUUUACAAGCUCCUAUUCGCUAUAUUUUUAAGCGCAAGCGGGCCCGCCUCGGUGGAUGUGGCCAGGUACCCAUCGGAGCUCGUUCGUCCGCCGUCAUGGAUGUUCUUGCCUCUACCAAGUCGGGGAUUCGCACUGUUAGUCAAGAUGAACUAACUGAUGGGGCUCAGCUUGAGUUGCUUAAGUCUAUUACCUCGGACAACCGACCGAGGAAGGUUGAUGUUGAACAGCCAAACAAGUUAGCCUUCAGAAAACACCAGAUAACUUGGUUGGCAUACAAGGUAAGUCUUGAUGCGCAUGCCUCAGUGCUCCGAAAACUGGAAUAUAGUUUUUAAAAUACUUCCUGUGUUAUAAAAGAUAGCCUUGAUAAGUCUCUGAAUUUAAAGUCCUAUUCAUUGCCAGCUUAUGCCGUCAUUGUGCUCUUUGGCCAUUCAAGGAAUGCCCUUACCAGGCAAACGGCGCUUAUCACUAACCAGAGGGUAUAAAUUUGGACUGCUAUUUUUUACUUGGCAGUUGGCCUACAGAUCAGUUAUUGUUGCUAGCUAGCCACCCUUCCUGAUCAGUCAAUCUGGAUAGAGGUCGAUGGACUACAGCCAUUUACCCGUUUACGUGUCCGAGCACGUGAAGUGUGACUCGUCGAAAUAGGCGCCGAUGGUCUAGCGCCCGAAAGGCAACUCAAGACAGCAUAGAUAGUCUAGAUACUUUUCAUUGUCCACGAUUUGUGCAAAAUAUCCUUCUUCAUUGCCUGUACUUUGCAAAGUAAGUGUAAUAUGGUCGUACGAGUACAUCAUCGCAAACGCUCACACGGAAUUCUUUGCUGCAGCUCUCUUCUAGCAGCAUGUUGGUGUUCCAACCAGAACAGGUAUUUACAGAUCGUACUUUCGUUUUUAUAAUUUGGUCUAUAGAAGUGUCCCCUCUGUUAAUUCCCCGCUCAACUUGACUUUGACCACUUGUUAGAUGCAAUAAAGUGAGAUAAUAUAAAGCCCUGUUUGAGAGACCGCCAAAACUCUAUUUUUCCUCUCCCAGGCCCAGGAGCAGGAGUACGAGUUGCAGGAACAGUGGUCUGAGGCGAGGCGGAACCAGCAUCUGAGCCGCUCAAAGUACGGAUUUUAA
Molecule: messenger RNA, 2349 nt
Organism: Spirometra erinaceieuropaei
Lineage: Eukaryota; Metazoa; Platyhelminthes; Cestoda; Diphyllobothriidea; Diphyllobothriidae
Source: the annotation of a GenBank genome assembly